ACCCUCCCCUUUCCAGGAGAGAGAACAGCAUACUUUUUCUUGUGAUUGUUUUGGUAGGAAAACCAACUCCUGUGAAAUUUAUCCAAGGAAUAUGGCUGAGAGUGUUGUAGGCUUUCUAAUUAAGCAGCUCUCCACCUUACUUUCCCAAGAGAGCACGCUUUUGGGUGGACUUCGACCAGAUGUUCAGUUCAUCAAAGAUGAACUCGGCGACAUGAAUGCUUUCCUCAGACAAGCUGAAGCGAAGGAGGACAAUGACUCUCAACUCCAACAAUGGGUCAAGCAGGUUCGAGAAGUUGCUUAUGAUAUAGAGGAUGUUCUCGAUGAUUUUGCCUUCCGCUUUGCUCGUGGACACGCGGAUGGAUUCUUUGGCCGUGUUGAAAAGAUCUACAGCUCAACAAAAAAUCUGAAAGCCCGCCAUCGGAUUUCUUUGGAGAUAAAAGAUAUCAAGGCCAGAGUUGUAGAGAUUUCUGCAAGGCAUCAGAGGUACCAGUCCUUGUAUGGUACUCAAGAAAUAGGCCCCCGCUCUUCGCACGUGGCAAACGCAGAUUGUGAUAUUCGUGAUCAAGCACUCCUGAUUGAAGAGGCUAAGCUUGUUGGCAUCGAUCAGCCCAAAAAAGAGCUCAUCUCCAAAAUCCUUGAUGACCAUUCCCACUUGAAAGUAGUUUCAGUGGUGGGAAUGGGGGGACUCGGUAAAACCACCCUGGCGAAAAAGGUCUACGAUGAUGCUGCAGUGAAGAAACAAUUUCAGAGCCAUGCUUGGAUAACUGUUUCUCAAAAUUUUCAAUUCAAAGUCAUCAUCAAGAACUUGAUUCAACAAUUGUACGAGGAAAUCAGACAGCCGGUCCCUCCGCAAGUGGAUUCCAUGGAAGGUAUUAGGCUCAGCGAAUUUGUCAGAGACUUCCUCAAAGAAAGAAGCCAUAAUCACUGGAUAUUGCACAAGAUGGCCUGACAAAGUUCGACACCUGGCAAUCCAUAACUUCACUGGUAAACCUCCACAAGGCUUCAGCAGCUUAAAGUGUCUUCGGUCCGUGGAAACAUUCGGGUAUGAAGAACCUCUCACAACUUCAUUUUUGUCCAAGUUUUUAUGUGGUGGUCCCAAGUUCCUAAAGGUUUUAGAUUUAGCGGGAGCUGAACUGGACAACAUCCCAAAGGAAGUUUUCAAACUAUUUCAUCUCAAGUUUCUAGAUCUAAGUGGCACCAGAGUUAAAGU
Coffea eugenioides is the source of this 1210-nucleotide messenger RNA. RefSeq names its product disease resistance protein RPM1-like. The coding region runs from base 92 to 949 and encodes 285 amino acids. The record is from RefSeq and is a predicted model, not a curated record. The transcript has 2 exons. NCBI's taxonomy places the organism in Eukaryota, Viridiplantae, Streptophyta, Magnoliopsida, Gentianales, Rubiaceae. Gene Ontology annotation, molecular function: ADP binding.